Messenger RNA from Lymnaea stagnalis (great pond snail), 5913 nucleotides. The record is from the annotation of a GenBank genome assembly. NCBI's taxonomy places the organism in Eukaryota, Metazoa, Mollusca, Gastropoda, Lymnaeidae.
UAGCUAUGCUACAGUCUAAUCUGUCCAUGUUGAAGAGUUUUGAAAGUAGCCUUAAGGCAGUUGAAGUUUACCUGAUAAAUGUUGCCAAUUCCUCAUCCACUGAUCAGAAGAUUAUCAAUGACCUGAAUACACUAAACUCCACAAUAUCACAAGCUAAUCAGUUGGUCAGUGCAGCACAAGAGGUGAGAUUCUGAAAGUAGCUCUUGCAAGAAAUGAAUACGUUUCUUAUCAACGGAAUCAAAAUGUAUCUUUAUUUAUAGGAAACUAAGGAGUUUUCAGCUGUUGACAAACUUUAGAUGUUUGAGAUACAAAAGGUUUGAGAAUGGUUUGACCACUUUUCACACAAGUUUUGCAAAAAAUAUUUGUUAGACUUUUAUUGUGUGUGAUGUUGGGAAGGAAUAAGAACAUCUGUUGACAGAAGCUCAUAUUGUAGUGUAACAUUUAAAUAUUUGUUGCAUACUAUAAUUGUAUUUAUGUUUUACCUUGAGAAUGUUAUAACCAAAUUUCUACAUUAUUUAUUAGUAGGGCCUACUCAUAUACAUUUUAGAUCUUCUUUUAUAUUUUCGUCUGUGUGCAUUACCCACCCUGCAAUUUAAUUUUAUUAUCGUUAUAGUUAUUCUUGUCCUUUGUUGUGUAUUUUCCUUCCUCAUCAUUCAAUGGUUGUUAAACUUUCAGAAAUCUACAUCUGUUCGCAAUCUCAACCAAAACAAUACAUCCACACUUCUUGCCAUGGAGACCAGGAUUGUCAAUCUCAUCUCAUUGGCUGCAAGAACACUGACCACAGCCCAAAACCUUGCCACCAGCAGCACAGACAUGAGGAGCACAGUGAAUAAUGAGAAUGGCAAGCUUGCCCAGCUUGCAGGCUUUAAGAUUGACUACACAAGUAUCGCUAGCAGGACAAGUCAAGCCAGGCUUGCUGCUAGCUCCACUCAGCAACUUGUGAGUUGUCAUGUUUUUGUUUUUUUGUUGUUUUUUUUACUUUACUUUAAGGGUGGAAUAAAUAGUAAUAGCAUGUUUUUUGUUCAUGUUUUCCUUGAGGUCACUAAAAAAAUUGAAUGCUCAGAUGGAAAGAUCAAAUACUGUAGGAAAAUAUUAAAUAUCUUUUUGCUGUUUGUACAAGUUAAUGAUAUCGGCAUAUUAAUUACAUUCAUCAUGUUGAAGUAGCAUAAAAAAUAUUUUCUUUUGGUGUUUAAUACUGAUGGGUGCUUUUUGUUUUUUUUUUACUUUUGUUUUCAAAAUACAAUCUAUUUACAUAGUAAAGACUGCAUUUCAGCUAUUUAUCUUUAAAGUUUGCACAUUUUAGAGUUUGAAAAAUUGAGACUUGUCAAUUAAAGUUGUAUAAAAUUUACCAAUUUUGAAUGCAAGUUGUGUCAAACAUUGGUAUUGAACCUAAAGUUAUUUCAUUUAUUGUUUACAGUUUUCUCACACUCCUAAUUCCUAACUGAAAAUCUUGACUUUUUAUUAAAAAUUUAAAAUAGCUUUGUUAAUUAAGAUGGUAAGGCAGUACCACCUUUGGGUGUCAGUUUUAUGUCAUAGAUAUCAGUUUUAUGUCAUAGAUAUCAGUUUUAUGUCAUAGAUAUCCACUUGUUAUAAAUUGAUUUAUUUUUUGACAGAAGCCUAUUAACAUAGUGGAAUAUUUUUAAUAUGGGGGGGGGGGGGGUUAGAAGGGUGUAAAAUGGGGGUGGGGGGGCAGCUGCCUUCAGAAGAAGUAAAAUUCAGUUGUUAGUCUCUCUUGACCCCUGGGUGCUAUCUUUAUAAUAUUUAAAUGAUACUAAGGUGGUUCACUGGUCAGACAUUCUUUACCAAUGGGUGCCAUCUUUAUACUAUCUAAAUGAUAUUAAAAUGGUUCACAGACAACAAGUAAUAAUAAGAACAAUAAGAUAACCAUCUUUUAAAUUAAAUCAAAAAUGUAUUUUAUUUUGCUUACAUCCUUGAACAGGUGACAUUUGAAUCUAGCACAUUUAAUGGAUCUAAUGUCAAUGCCCUUGCCACUGUGCCAGUUGUUGAAAAUUUAACCAAUCAGACAAGAACAAUGGGAACCCUGUCUGCUGAUUGGAGGAGCAGAUCUAACACUGCGCAGCAGAGAGCUGCAGUCAUCCAGAAUCAGGGCAUCAGCUUGUUGCAAGAUGCAAACAAUACACUUGAGAUACUCAAUAACUUUGAAGCAAGAUCACAAAGUAAGUUUCAAAAUUAGGUUUAACAUUAAAUGUGGGGGAGAGUGCCAUUUCUAUAUCAAACUAAUUAAAAAUGCAUAGAGUUUCCCAUGUUUGUUUUGUGAUUUAUAUCAAUGAUUGUUUUGUGAUUGAUUUGAAUGUUUGUUUGGUGAUUUAUAUUAAUGUUUGUUUUGUUAUUUAUAUCAUUUUUUGUUUUGUGAUUUAUAUCAUUUGUUUUGGGAUUUAUAUGAAUGUUUGUUUUGUGAAUUAUAUCAAUGUUUAUUUCACUGAAACGGAUCAUUUUAAAAAUAGAAUUAGUUCAGAAUCAUUACACCAGUAGACUGAUAUCAUACCAUAUAUCACUUAAAUUUAAUUGUAUAAGCUUUUAAGAGUAAAACCUUUCAUUAGAUAUAACUUUAAUUAUAUCAUUUUUAAAAAAAACACUUUUUUUAGUCUUUGGGGGGUUUAUUUCAAUCAAAACAGCUUAUUUCAUUGCAAUAAUGACCAAUCAAAUUAAAAAAUACAUAUUUCUUUUGCUUGGAUUUUCAUCAAUGCCUUAAGCUAUGCAUAAUAAUUUAUUUCGUAUGUAACGGAAACUAAAACAAUUUGGCUAUUCUAGAUGUAAAGCAGCAGCUUCUUACACUGCAACAACAGCUGGCACCAGCCCUUAACCUCAGCCAGCAGUUGAUAAAGCAAUCUGGGAACCUGACUGAAACACUGACAUUGUUACAACAGACUGCAUCAGCUGCCAAAGAAACGGCUGACCUAGCUCUUAACAUCAUCACACAAAAACAAAAGGUAAGGAAUAGGGUUGCGCUGGGGUGCAGUAUUUUGAUAACAAUACCUAGUAGGACUGGGUGUUACACACAAAAAAAGGGUUAUCUUCUCACUUUCUAUGGGGAGAAGUUAAAAAUGCAUUUGCACUACCCGUAGCAAUCAUGAAGGCAUUAAAGUUGAAGGCUUCAAAACAAUAAUAGCUUAAUAAUAUAAUCCGAAACCAGCAGCUUUUCACCUUUUUAUUGCUGUCACCCCUUUAUAACAUUUGCCAAGUAUUGGCAACCCACAUCCAGGAUUCUAUCUUAAAAUUGAGGAACAGGUGUUGAGAAUGGGAGAGGGGAAAGGCCUUUUAGUAAAUAAAAAAGAUAUUGGUACUGCAAUUUUUAUCAGGGGUGGAGAGAAGCAGAAAUAACAGCUAAGAAGUUUGGAGGGCUCUGUAGAGGGGGCUCUGGGAGUCAAUCUUCUUAUGUUUUUUUUUUAUUUUUAAAUUAAGAAAUAAAAGAAACAAUGAAAAUAAAUGAAAUCAUAUAUAUGCAAUGCAAUUUUUUUUUUUUAGUGAAAAGAAAAUGCCAAAAUAUUUAUAUUGAAUAAACUGCUGACAUCUACUGAAUGAAUAAUAGUUUUUUAAAUUUUAUUUUAUGUAGCUGUAGUGUAGUCAAAGUGUCAGUACGAUAAAUUCAACAACCCCUAAAAACAAAGUUUUCGUAGAAAUCCUUAUAAAAUGUAACAUCGAGCAAUGGGGGUGGAGCUGAAAAUUUGACAAAACAUGCAUACAAGUGACGCACUUUAUAAGAAUCCCAAUUAGUGCAUCACGCCCCUGAACUAUCUUACUAAUUCUAAUAUCCCAUCUGCUUUUAGACCCCAGAUUUAUUGCACCAAAUAUUUUAGAAACACAAGAGAAAAUAUUACACUCCAAAUGCACUUGUGAUAUUUUUAAGAAUCUCAUUUAGCGCAGUUACAAGAAAUUUAUAUCGUGAAAUCCGUGGCAUCAUGUUUCCUUCAUCUGCCCCUUGAUUUUUGGGGGUUGUGGGGAUGGGGCUGAAAAGUUGAAAAAAUGUGUUGUCAACAAGUCUAUGUCGAAGUUUCAACUCGAUAGAUUGACAGGAAGUGGGUCAAUUAAUUAGCCCGCUGAAGAUGUGGCCACACACCCAGAAAGAAACACACAAUCAAAAACCAUAAUGUAAAGGAUUUAAAAAAAGGCCAACCACUGUACAUUUUAAAAUGAAGAAAACAUCCUAGCCUUCCUUCAGUUAAGCCAAUUUCUUCUUUUUUUUAAAAUGAGUGUUAAAUUACAUUACUAUUAUUGAAUUCUGUGACAUGCACUACUUUUUAUUUCUACCCACUGGCCCGAACAAAUUAUAGAAAAUAAAUCUAUUUUUUUCAAACACCUGGACCCAGUUCCAUUUCUUUUUUGGCCAGGUCUGAGUAUGUGCUGCGUGUGAUCAUUUUCGGCAUUUCCUGGUACCUGGGUCAGUCAGUACCCAGGUCUGGGUAUGUGCUGGUCAGUCAGUACCCAGGUCCGGGUAUGUGCUGGGUCAGUCAGUACCCAGGUCCGGGUGUGUGCUGGAUCAGUCAGUACCCAGGUCCGGGUAUGUGUUGGGUGUGAUCAUUCUCAGCCUCUCUUGGUACCCGAGUCAGUCAGUACCCAGGUCCGGGUAUGCGUUGGGUGUGAUCAUUCUCAGCCUCUCUUGGUACCCGAGUCAGUCAGUACCCAGGUCCGGGUAUGUGUUGGGUGUGAUCAUUCUCAGUCUCUCCUGGUACCCGGGUCAGUCAGUACCCAGGUCCAGGUAUGUGUUGGGUGUGAUCAUUCUCAGUCUCUCCUGGUACCCGGGUCAGUCAGUACCCAGGUCCAGGUAUGUGUUGGGCGUGAUCAUUCUCAGUCUCUCCUGGUACCCGGGUCAGUCAGUACCCAGGUCCAGGUAUGUGUUGGGUGUGAUCAUUCUCAGUCUCUCCUGGUACCCGGGUCAGUCAGUGCCCAGCUCUGCCUUAGUGAGGAAUAAGCUUAAAUGUUUGACAAAAAAAUCCUUGUUUAGUAUUUAAUAAUAUGGUGGAUGAAACUUAAGUUCAAAAUAAAGGCUCUAGUCACAUGCAAAAUGUUCAAAUUUUUCUCCAGUGGCCUGCUCAGCUGGUCAUGCCUGGACUGAGUUGGGUAAAAGCAUAUUAUGAGUUUCUAAAGCUAACACAUAUUUAAUAUUUGAAUUACACACAGGUAUUUAGGAAAUAGAACCUUUCCCAUUCUAAAGGGACUAAUAACUAAAACAUGGGCUGGAAAGAGUAGUUACUAUAUUUUAAAAUUUAUACCACAUAGUUUAAACUGCAAAUAAGGUUUUAAUACAUUAAAUAUAUAUGGCCAUGGACACAAAGAGUCUUAAUGUCUGUUCUUAUGCCACCCACUAACAAUUACAUUUUGUAAUAUACCCAAUACACCCAAACUUAGCUACUUUUAAUAUAGAUUCCAUUCUUAAUUGCAGACAAUGCAAACCAUAUCAAAUGCAGCAAUGACUUUGAGAUCUCGUCUGGGAAAUGUGAGAGAUUUGAGUGGAGAGCGUUACACAACACUGAAUAACACCAGGACCGCCAUCAUUGAUCCUGGCAGUCUUCUCUGUCUAGCCAGUGACUCCUUUUCUGGCUUUCAAUAUCAGCUAUCUAAUACAGAGGAAAAGGUCUCCACCACCCUUAUACAAGUUGCUAAUGUGACGCAGCGUGCAAACGAAAUGCUAGGACAACUGCGCAGCCUCAAUAAAAUUGAUUCCUUAGCAGCAGAAUUGUUACUCAGAAAUGUUCUCAAAGCUCAGUCUAACUUAAACAUUGAUACUUUACGUACCACUGUUGCCGAUCUCCAGAACAGAAAAAAUAUACGGCAAGCUGAGAUUAACCGAUUAAUUGCCCUAAAGGAUGCUUUAAGAGUGAAGAUUGCGAACAUGAAAUCUUUGCAAUCUCAGAUAAAUCGAUCUUAAUAAGCAUAGUGCAUUGUUCUUGUAAG